Molecule: messenger RNA, 941 nt
Organism: Euleptes europaea (tarantolino)
Lineage: Eukaryota; Metazoa; Chordata; Lepidosauria; Squamata; Sphaerodactylidae
Gene: KCNK6
Product: potassium two pore domain channel subfamily K member 6
Exons: 3
Coding region: 3-941 (312 amino acids)
Biological process (GO): stabilization of membrane potential; potassium ion transmembrane transport
Cellular component (GO): membrane
Molecular function (GO): potassium ion leak channel activity
Source: RefSeq, a predicted model, not a curated record
CCAUGCGGCGCUGCGCCCUGCUGACGUUCUUCGCGCUGGGCUACGGCGGCUACCUGCUGCUGGGCGCGCUGGUCAUCUCGGCCGUCGAGCGGCCCUACGAGAGCCGCCUGCGGGCCGAGCUGCGGGAGCUCAAGGCGGCCUUCCUGGCGAGCAGCCCGUGCCUGCCGGAGGCCGCCCUCGAGCGCUUCCUGGGCGCCGUCCUGAGCGCCAACCGCCACGGCGUGGCCCUGCUGCGCAACGCCUCGGCCGCCCCGUCCAACUGGGACUUCGCCUCCGCCUUCUUCUUCUGCAGCACCUUGAUCACCACCGUCGGCUACGGCUACACCACCCCCCUCUCAGAUGCCGGGAAGGCCUUCUGCAUCUUCUACGCGCUGCUGGGGGUGCCCUUCACAAUGCUGCUGCUGACGGCCACCGUGCAGCGCCUUAUUGGAGCGUUGACCUCUGGCCCGCUGGAGUACCUGGCCCUGAAAUGGGGCUACCCCCAGCGGACCCUCUCCUGCGGGCAUCUCCUCUUGCUGGCGGCCGUGGUGCUGGUGGCCUUCUUCCUGGUGCCCGCUGCCAUCUUCAGCACCCUGGAGGACUCCUGGAGCUUCCUUGAUGCCUUCUAUUUCUGCUUCAUCUCCCUUUGCACCAUCGGCCUGGGGGACUACGUCCCGGGAGAGCAGCCAGGGCAGCGCUUCCGCCCUCUCUACAAGAUCUCCGUCACGGUGUACCUGCUGCUGGGCCUGGUGGCCAUCCUGCUGCUGCUCCAGACCUUCUACAAGGCUGCCGAGCUGCACGGCCUCUCCGACCUGGUCUUGCUCCCCCGGGACCCGCCCCAUGAAGACCACCAGCGCAUCCUGGAGGGCCAGGAGCUUCCCGCGGAGCCGGCAGAGAGCGCGCCUGUCCAGCCCCCACUCGGCACUGGGGGGCAACCCAACUACGCCUCCAUCAGCAGAUAG